Messenger RNA from Branchiostoma floridae (Florida lancelet), 1833 nucleotides. Its product is annotated as 2-oxoglutarate-Fe(II) type oxidoreductase ppzD-like. The record is from RefSeq and is a predicted model, not a curated record. The transcript is spliced from 8 exons. Bases 20 to 1018 code for a protein of 332 amino acids. Gene Ontology annotation, molecular function: dioxygenase activity. NCBI's taxonomy places the organism in Eukaryota, Metazoa, Chordata, Leptocardii, Amphioxiformes, Branchiostomatidae.
GGGCUACCACUGCACAUACAUGAUGGAUCAAGGCACCCAUGAACAUGGGCCCAUCCACUGGGAGGCGGCCCCAGGAACGGACGGCCACAUCCCCAUCCUGGACUUCUCCUCCUACAGUCUACUGAAAGGUGCUGUGGAUGAGGACGAGCUGCAGCCGCUGGCUACACAGCUGAUCCAGGCCUUCUCCACUGUGGGGUUUGUUUACCUGCGUAACCACGGGAUACCAUCAGCUCUAAUCUCAAGGACCUUCGAGACAGCAGACAAGUUCUUUUCUUUACCAAAAGAAGUGAAGACGAAGUACUCCCGCCCAGUAGACAAGGGCCAUGGAUGGGUCUGCUUGGAAAGAGAGAGGUUGAAUUUAGAACGGCCUGGAGACCUAAAAGAAGCUUUCAAUGUGAGGCCUCCACAUGCCACAGACAAGUUGUGGCCGAGCCAGGAGAUGCCAGAGUUCCAGCAAGUGACCCUACAAAUGUUUGACAAAAGUCGUCAGCUCAGUCUCAGGAUAAUAGAGCUGAUGGGCAGGGGACUCAAUAUUCAGGAUAUGCCAAGCCUGUUGUCGAUGCACAGUAUGAUGGGAACAGGGCCCAACGGGAGUGUGAUGCGCACCUUGCGGUACCCGCCAGUGUCUGCACACGUAAAGGCUGGACAGAUCAGGUGUGGGGAACACACCGACUAUGGCUCCAUCACUCUGGUGUUUCAGGACAACGUAUCAGGUCUAGAGGUGUGCAGAAUUGUGAAGGAAAUUGUCCCUGCCUCUCCUAUCCCCAACACCGUGGUGGUCAAUAUUGGAGACCUCAUGCAACGCUGGACUGGAGACAAGCUGAAGUCGACGAGCCAUCGAGUUGUCAUACCAGAGACAGAGGAGGGUAGGAAAACUUCCCGUCGUUCCCUCGCGUUCUUUGCACAUCCUGACGAUGAUGCUGUGAUCACGUGUCUGGACGGAUCCAACAAGUAUCCACCAAUCACUGCCGGAGAAUACCUGAAACAGAAGCUGACAGCAACAUAUGAUGUCAACUAAUUAAGGCCCCUUCACACGAGAGCAAUUUUUGUGCCCGUUAUUUGGGUUGGCCCGAAAAUGUUUAGUAUGCCAAGGGUGUUUACUUUUGACAUGCUUAAAACUUUCGAAUUUGAUUUGAAGUAGAGAAAUAUCGAACGACAGUCAAAGGAUGUUCAAAGUGUAUUUUAGCUAUUCAAACUGCAUUAUGACCGCAUUUUAGGGCAUUCCAACAUUAUUCAGAACGUUCUUAUCUCAUUCAAGCCACUUCGAAUCCUGUCAGAAUGUGGCCAAUAGAAUAUCUGGAAUGCAAUGAGAAUUUCUAGAUAAAACAUCGAAUUCCCAGGAAUAGGAAAGAAUUUUCAUACUGACGGCAUUUUGGCUCAUUCCUUCUCGUGUGAAGGGAAUUAAGGUCCAUUUGGAAUUCCCACCCGAAUGGCCCAGAAUGUGGCACGAAUUUUGCAAAUACUUCAUUCCGUCUGGGGUUCUGCUUGAUCCCUGCUAAUUCAGUUUUAGUGUGAAGGCCCUAUAAUAGAUAACUGACAACAUGUGAUACUGAUCAUGCAGAUAUAUAGCAUUUUUCAAUGUUUAAAAACAUAACCAAGUCAGCCUAUAACAGACUCAGUUUACACUACAGUGUUGACCUUCCUUGCACUUAGUCCACUUCUUGUCUGUGUAGCUCCUGAGUAGUAUUAAUAAUAGAUUCACCAGAUUGCGCUAGGUCGUCAAUCGGUUAUAUCAGCAUCCAGAUUAUGCCUUUCUAUAUUGAUGGUCUGUAUUUUAUAUGUUUUUACUUAGAAUUUAUUGUAUUGUAUGUGCUGAUGUAAUUUUUAUGUGAG